Alligator sinensis (Chinese alligator) is the source of this 1855-nucleotide messenger RNA. RefSeq names its product collectin subfamily member 11 (gene COLEC11). Lineage: Eukaryota; Metazoa; Chordata; Crocodylia; Alligatoridae. The transcript is spliced from 7 exons. The record is from RefSeq and is a predicted model, not a curated record. The coding region runs from base 254 to 1087 and encodes 277 amino acids.
UAAUUAUUGUCCUGCAGGACAGCUGAUCUAUUUCAAGCAGGAAGCUGUUUACAGAUAACACUUGCAACUGUUUUGUCUGAUUUGUUGAACUGUCGAAAAGCAAAAGCAACAUUUUUUCAAAUUAAAAACUGUCAGACUUCUGUAAACAGCAGCAAUGAGGUUCAUUUGUGCAGUGUCCCUGCAGUCACAGAGCGUUCCACGGUUCUCAUUUUCUCAACAAUCGUGAGGAGUCAGUGACCUGUAAGAGCUCAUUAUGAAGAGAGAUCUGGUUUUCUUGGCGACUCUAAUUAGCUUUGCCUUCCUGUCACUGCUAAGAUCUGGAUAUCCUCAACACAUUGCAGAAGAGUCCUGCUCUGUUCAGAUUCUUGUUCCAGGCCUCAAAGGGGAGGCUGGAGAAAAGGGAGAAAAAGGUGCUCCAGGGAGGCCAGGAAGAGUUGGACCUUCAGGAGAAAAAGGAGAGAUCGGGGACAAAGGACAGAAGGGCAGCAUGGGCCGACAUGGAAAAAUUGGUCCCAUUGGUUCAAAAGGUGCAAAAGGUGAUAAUGGUGACAUAGGGCCACCUGGUCCUAAUGGAGACCCAGGCAUCCCCUGUGAAUGCAGUCAGCUAAGGAAGGCUAUUGGUGAGAUGGAUAUCCAAGUGGCCCAGUUGACAACUGAAUUAAAAUUCAUAAAAAAUGCACUGCCCUCCCCCGCAGCUGUUGCUGGUGUGCGAGAGACGGAUAAUAAGAUAUACCUACUGGUGAAAGAAGAGAAAAGGUACAUGGAAGCCCAGCUGUACUGCCAUGGAAGAGGAGGAACACUAAGCAUGCCCAAGGAUGAGACUACCAAUGGUCUGAUUGCUUCAUACAUCACUCAAGCAGGGCUCACCAGAGUAUUCAUUGGGAUUAAUGACCUUGAAAAAGAGGGAAAUUUUGUGUAUGCUGAUCGAUCACCCAUGCAGACCUUCAACAAGUGGCGCAGCGGUGAGCCCAAUAACGCUUAUGAUGAGGAGGACUGUGUGGAAAUGGUGGCUUCCGGUGGAUGGAACGAUGUUGCCUGUCAUAUUACAAUGUAUUUUGUUUGUGAAUUUGAUAAAGAAAAUGUCUGAGGAAAUCUGCUUUUUAUAUAAUUUUUUUAUAAGUUACCCUUUGUUUAUAAAGUACCAGUGAUAUUUUACAGGUAUAUAACGCUAGUGUUGUACAGCUGUAAAUAUAAUAUAGGUAUUUCAAAUAUCAAUAUUUACCCUUCAGAAGGGAAGAGCAAUGUUAAAAUAAAGGCACAGUUUGUCUUGGAAAUGUAUGUAUUUAGAUUAAAAUAUGUUUGGGGGCUAAUUUUUUCCUUAGUGCAGUUAAUGAAUUGCAGUUUCAUGACUGUAUGGAGAGUGGAUAUUGGCCCUUUGUUGUUAAAAUGUUUUUCUGGAGAAGUAGAUUCUUGAUAUUGUUUUAUCUUAUCAAAUUGUUUUAUUGCUUAAUGUUAAUUGACCAUAAUUAUACCAGGUGGUGCUUCUGGCUCAUUCAAGCCAUAAAGCAUAUAUUUUAUAUAAUCCAGCUACUUAGUACAAGUAUUACUUUAGAUUUCUGAAUGCGCGGCUUUAUACCAGUUUCUGAGAUACAUAAGUAAAGUAGACACCUAAUCAGUUUUACAAUUUUUGUAAUAUUUCUUCAUUAAACUGUUCGCAGAUGAUAUUGCAUUGAUACACUUCAGUGAACAAGUUCAGUUAGUCUGCUUGGGGCCUUGGCAGAGGGAGACUCAGUGAUCAUAAUUCAACACUGAAAGAGGAAGAUAAGUCAUAUGAGUGUUUCACCAGAAAUCAUAAGGCCACAUUCCAUUUGUUUAAUUUGCUCUUUGACUAAGGCUGGUUUGGUGUGUAUUCUGA